AUGUCGUCGGCACGGACGGAGCGGCGCCAAGCAUUGAACGCUGUGCGUGCUGCCGGCGGCACUCCCAGGCCCCGAGCCAGAGCCCCGACCGUCUCUGGCGUUCCAUGCGACUGGGACUACCUGCGAGGCGUGUGGGUUCGGCCGGAUGGCGACGACUACGAUGCGAGAGUGGCAAAGGCAGAGAGGGCGGAGGAGCUGCGGUGGCGGGCGAUGCAGAGUGACGGCGACCCACACCUCGCGUGGGCACACGAAAAUGGCCUCGUGGGUCGAGAGCGUAUCAAUCGGUCAGAUGAGGCUGGAGACUUCACCGGGCUGACUCGGCCGACUCGGAAUCUCUUCCAGACCGCGAGGGCGUACCGUGAAUGGGCUCGUGAGCUGUCCGAGACGGAUGCCACAUGGGAGGCCUUUCAGAGGAUGCGGCUGGCGAGGCGGCUCGCUCGCCACCGUGCGUUGCACGCUGGGCAGCGCGACCACCACGUCGAGGGCGCAGGCCGGCUGCUGCCGUGCGAGACGACGGCGUUGGAUUCGUCGCGCGUGCAGCCAGCCAUGCGUGAAAGCCUGCCAUUGCUGGAUCGGAUGCCGGCCCUCGCACGCCGCACGCCGCUGACACCGACGCUCGCGGUCUUUGAGACGUUUACAAUGGAGAAGGAGCCGCGCCAGUACCGCGACUCCUCCUCAGGCCAGAUGAGGACGCGUGAGUAUAACGUGCGCUCGUGGGCAGCCGCUCCCACCACCGUCGGUGCGGCUCGCGUCCCACGAUGCCCGUCGGAGGCUGAGGGUGUGCAGUACCGCCGGCUGUGCCUGCAGAACGCCACGUGCUUCAACAACCUAGAGGCCGCGCAUCCGAUCAACUUUUUCGAGCAGCGCGAUGUGUGCAUGAACUGCGGCGCGGAACGCUUCACCGUCACGAACCCGUCGAUUUGCUGCCAGAAUGGCAGCCUAGUGCUCGACCGGCAGCUGCCCAACGAGCUGCUCUCGCUCAUCAGCGAGGCGCCAGGGUUUUCGAAGCAAUCGCGCGCAGGGAACGACCUCUUAGACGAGAAGAGAGCGAUUUCUUUGUUUGGUCUUUUAUACUACAUCGGUUGA
Molecule: messenger RNA, 1086 nt
Organism: Emiliania huxleyi CCMP1516
Lineage: Eukaryota; Haptophyta; Isochrysidales; Noelaerhabdaceae
Exons: 2
Coding region: 1-1086 (361 amino acids)
Source: RefSeq, a predicted model, not a curated record